AUGGACAUCGAAGGUGAGCAAGGAACCAGCCACCAUCCGAUAGCUGAACACGAUAAGAUGGCCGAAUUACCAUCCAGCCAGUCGGCUGAAGCUCUCCGUCUGCGGAACCUUGACGCCCAGGUGCGUGAUCAGGAUGACCUGGAACGAGACAUCGGCCGGGAGGCAGAUCGGCUCUUGUUUGAGCAAGCCCAUCAACGAGACCAGCAGCGACUCGAGAAAUCCGAGGCACAAAAGGAGAAGUUGCAGAAUCAGAUCAAAAAGACCAGAGAUGACAUGCUUCGCCCCAUUGGAACUACUCAGCGAGCACGUUUGCGCCUCGAUAUUGACCGCAUGCAGAGUCAAAUACAGGACCUGGAUAAUGAUAUUGCUGAAAUCAAGGAGAGAAUGAAGGAUCGAGAGAAUAACGCAGGGAUGGCAGGUCAACAUGACGCGUUGGCCGCAGGACGCUUGCCGAACGAAACUCAGCGUGACUAUCUGAUCAGGAUUGGCAAAAUCACUCCCUUCUCUAAAUUUGGCCUGACAACUCAUGGAGAAUCCUCGACUACUUUGCAGGGAGCUCUUCUCGAUGCUGAGGAAGAACCUGAUCUUCCUGCCGAUGUCGAACCUCGUGAAGAAGGCGCAAAGUCGAUGUCUCACCGGAAUUUGAGACAGCCUGGCUUUGCCACUGGUUUCACUGAUUCAAGCACGGAAGACGACAUUCAAGCCGAUCAGCCACGAAAGCGGAGACGUCUCAUCAAUCAAUUGCCCACAAAGGACGAAGACUCAUCGUCUUAUGACGAUGGUGAAGUCGAAGACCAGGUCUAUUCGGAAUCUGAAGAUGAAUCUGAUGACCAAAUGCCGACGACCUCGGGAAAACGACAGAGAAAGAGUCGAAAAACGGUUGCUCACGUCGAGGAUGAGAUCGAAGACUUUCGUGGGGUCGACGAUGGCAACGAAUCUGUCUAUAAGUCCAGGUUGCAGAAGUGGGCCGUGCGGAGACGGAGAGCUCGUAGGCAUGCAAUGCGAAAUACUGCGGGAAAUGGUCAUGAACAGGGUGAAACAGAGGAGGAGGAUGCAGAGACUCUCGCAGAGGAAGAAGCAUAUCUCCCACAUCCUGAAAUACCAGACACUCUUUUUGAUGACGGCUACAAGCUUCCGGGAGACAUCUUUCCCAGCUUGUUCGAUUAUCAAAAAACUGGGGUGCAAUGGCUCUAUGAGCUGUACACCCAACAAGUUGGAGGAAUUAUCGGCGAUGAGAUGGGCUUAGGCAAGACGAUCCAGAUCAUCGCCUUCCUCGCCGGCCUGCACUACAGCAAGAAGCUGGACAAGCCCAUCAUUGUCGUCUGCCCAGCUACCGUCAUGAAACAAUGGGUCAACGAAUUUCAUCGCUGGUGGCCCCCUUUUCGAGUCACUAUUCUGCAUUCCUCCGGCAGCGGUAUGGUCAACUUGCGGAACGAAUCCAGCAAAGAAGACAGACUGUUGGAUAUUGAAUGGGAUCCAACUCGGAGACAACAACCACUCAACGCGGCCCAGAAGGCCGCUCGAAAAGUCCUACGGCCAAUUUUAGAGGAAGGAGGUGUGCUCGUGACAACAUACUCUGGUCUACAGACUUACGCUCCUCUAUUAAUCCCAGUCGACUGGCAGUAUGCUAUCCUGGAUGAAGGACACAAAAUUCGAAAUCCAAACACUGCCAUCACCAUCUACUGCAAAGAGUUACGCACUCCGAACCGAAUCAUUCUAUCCGGGACGCCUAUGCAGAAUAAUCUCAUUGAGUUGUGGUCUCUCUUUGACUUUGUGUUCCCAAUGCGAUUGGGCACUUUGGUCAAUUUUCGCAACCAGUUCGAGAUACCAAUUCGACAAGGUGGAUACGCAAAUGCGUCCAACUUACAGGUCCAGACCGCCUUCAAAUGCGCAGAAACACUCAAAGAUGCGAUUAGUCCAUACUUGUUGCAACGUUUCAAGAUCGAUGUUGCCUCAGAUUUGCCCAAAAAAAGCGAACAGGUUUUGUUUUGCAAGCUGACGCCUUUGCAGCGCGAUGAAUAUAAGAGAUUCAUUGGCUCGGGUGAGAUGGAUGCAAUUAUGAAUGGCAAGCGUCAAGUUCUCUACGGGGUCGAUAUCCUGCGUAAAAUCUGCAACCACCCAGAUCUGACCGAUCACAAGCGUCUGUCGAUCAAAGCGGGAUAUAACUAUGGCGACCCCUCCAAGUCUGGCAAAAUGAAGGUUGUUGGCUCGCUCCUAGAACUGUGGAAGGAAACUGGUCACAAGACACUUCUGUUCGCUCAGCAUCGCAUCAUGCUUGACAUUUUGGAGAAGUAUGUAAGAUCGCUUUCAGGUUUCAAGUACAGGCGUAUGGACGGAAACACGCCUAUCCAACUUCGACAAAGCAUGGUUGACGAGUUCAACACGGACCCAGGCCUGCAUGUCUUUCUCUUAACAACCAAGGUCGGCGGACUCGGGAUAAAUCUGACAGGUGCAGACAGAGUCAUUAUCUACGAUCCUGAUUGGAACCCUUCAACCGAUCUGCAAGCCCGAGAAAGAGCCUGGCGACUGGGACAGAAACGCGAAGUAGCUAUUUACCGUCUCAUGACUGCAGGUACCAUCGAAGAGAAGAUCUAUCAUCGCCAGAUAUUCAAGCAAUUCCUGACGAACAAGAUUCUCAAGGAUCCGAAACAGCGGCAGACAUUCCAUCUGAGUGAUCUGCAUGAUCUCUUCAGUCUAGGGAAUGAAGGAGAACCAACCGAAACAAGCAUCCUGUUUAAGGAUGCACAGGUCCAGCAUCCUUCUACCUCGCCCGAUGCUCCCGCCACCAGUAGCAUGACCAACAAAAGCGAGCCAACAAGCAUCGCAGGUGACACCACGAUCGGGGCUUUGCCAGGUAUAUCUUCCAUGGAGCAAUAUGUCGGAGAAAUUGAGGAAGAGGAGCAGGCAAACAAGGAGGGUGCCAACAACUCCGAAGACAAGAUGAUGGAAGGCAUCUUUUCGCGAGCAGGUAUUCACUCAGCGGUAGAGCAUGAUGCAAUUAUCGACGGAAAAUCUGGAAAGAGGGUCGCAGCUGAUCCGGUUUUGGUUGAGCACGAGGCACGAAAGGUGGCUGCCGAAGCGGCCAGAGAAUUGCGACGUGCUGGUGAGGUUGCUCGUACGGUUCCCAUCGGGACACCCACCUGGACCGGACAGUUUGGUAUUUCUGGCCGUCCUCAAGAGACGACGGCACAGAGAGCAUUCAGCUCCAAUACCCGGAACAGAGGUGGCGGAGUUCAAUCGUCCAGUCUCCUGGCAAACUUGCAGCAGCGCCAAGGACUUGCACCGAGCAGAGACAGCACUCCAAGAACAGCGAGUCCUGCCAGAUCGACAGACUCGACUGCUUCAGUUUCUAGAGGUGCAACACCGACUUUGCCUCAAGGCAAGGACUUUGGAAAACUCAUCCGGGAUUACCUCACCACCCAUGGUGGGAGUGUAUACACCCAGAUGCUGAUCGACCAUUUCAAUCGCUUCUGCACCACUCCUCAGGCGACGCUGGAGUUCAAGGAGACCUUGAAGCUGAUUGCCAAGCUGGAAAAGGGGAGCCGAGGGCGCGGACGCUGGGUGCUGAAGGAUGAAUAUAAGAAGUAG
Messenger RNA from Fonsecaea nubica, 3588 nucleotides. RefSeq lists its product as hypothetical. Bases 1 to 3588 code for a protein of 1195 amino acids. The transcript has a single exon. Gene Ontology annotation, cellular component: nucleus. Lineage: Eukaryota; Fungi; Ascomycota; Eurotiomycetes; Chaetothyriales; Herpotrichiellaceae. Gene Ontology annotation, biological process: transcription-coupled nucleotide-excision repair. The record is from RefSeq and is a predicted model, not a curated record. Gene Ontology annotation, molecular function: ATP-dependent chromatin remodeler activity; ATP binding.